Ostertagia ostertagi is the source of this 1047-nucleotide messenger RNA. The record is from the annotation of a GenBank genome assembly. NCBI's taxonomy places the organism in Eukaryota, Metazoa, Nematoda, Chromadorea, Rhabditida, Trichostrongylidae.
AUGCUUGCGCAUUUUGCAGCACGUCUCGACGACAUUCAAUCACUUAUCGCCUGGACGAGCUGCUCUGUGUACCCUGAAACGACUCUUCGUACUCUAUACUUCUAUUUCGUCUACAAAAAGGACAAAUAUCGUUGGCGCCUCAAACAGAUCCCGGUAGUGUUCAGCAAUAAAGCAGAACGAGAUUACUGGCAACAAACUGUCACAACAACUCUUUUGGGUGUUCGAAAUCGCCCGAAGAAUAUCAUCGUCUUCAUCAAUCCGUUUGGAGGCAAAGGCAAGGCGAAAGCGAUCUUCCAAAAAAAUGUUUCCGUCGGAGGCGACGGACUUUUCAACGAAUUGCUCUCUGGUGCUCUCCUGCGUACUCAAAAGGAUGCAGGAACGGAUAUCGAUGAUCCUGACUCGGAACAUCUGCAAACUCCACAUAUUAGAUUUGGCAUCAUUGGUGCCGGAUCGGCCAAUUCCAUUGUGAGCACUGUACACGAGACGACCGACUAUGCGACCGCAGCUGUUCACAUCGCAAUUGGUUCGGAGUGUAAUGUGGACGUUUGUACGGUGCACGAAAACAACCAAUUAUUGCGAAUCUCGGCAAAUGCGAUCUCAUACGGCUGGCUGGGCGAUGUACUUCGAGACUCAGAACGCUAUCGAUGCCUUGGUCCGAUACGAUACCAAUGGAGUGCCUUGCGAACCACAAUUCGGCAUCCAAUUUAUCGAGGAAAAGUAUCAUUUACGCUGUCACGAAAAGAAACCGAAGAUCCGAAAGCCGUACUGCCCUCUUGUCUGAAGCCAUGCAUGACAUGUGAUGCGCUGAACAGGACGUUGAACUGUUUCCGAGUGCUGAGAUGGUCAUUCGAGCCAGAUGCCGAUCAAGAAGAUCCGGGUGUUUGGAACCUGGAUGGCGAAAUUCUCGAGCAACCCAGAGGGAGAGCGCUGCAUUUCAGGCUCCAUCCGCAGCUGAUCAGCUUCUUCGGUCGUGACGCAGCGAUGGUUGAACCAUCGAAACGCGUCAGCUUUGUAAAGAAGAGGAAAUCCAGUAUUGUCUACAACUAA